UCCAAACUAAAGGAUAGAAGAAGAAGUUACACCACCGUAAACAACAAUAAGGAAGUGGCUAAAUGAGAUUGUCAAGUAAAUCGAGGCCAGUUUCUAAUUUAGACUCAUAUAAGACAAAAUCGUAAUGGAAUAGUUUUAAGAUACAAUAAAAUAGCAAUGGAGGGCUCCAAGUCGUCGAGUACCACCAUGCAAGUUAGCUUCGUCUGUCAGCGGUGCUGUCAGCCGCUCAAGCUGGACACAUCCUUCAAUGUGCUCGACCGAGUCACCAUCCAAGAACUUAUUGCCCCGCUGGUCACAGUGACCCCAAGCAAACAAGCUGGAAGCAGCGAGGUCGAGGCAGCACCAGAGGAGACCUUUGUGGAAAACAAGCAAGAUGGAGUGUCAAGAAAAUACAUCCCUCCUGCACGGAUGAUGUCAACAGAGAGCGCUAACAGUUUCACACUGAUUGGAGAUGCAUCUGAUGGUGGCACCAUGGAAAAUCUUAGUCGUAGACUUAAGGUAACCAGUGACCUUUUUGAUAUCAUGUCAGGCCAGACAGAUGUGGAUCACCCACUCUGUGAGGAAUGCACUGACACAUUGCUAGACCAUCUGGACACACAGCUUAACAUCACAGAGAAUGAGUGCCAGAAUUAUAAGCAGUGUCUGGAGCUGCUAUCAAACCUACAGGUGGAGGAAGAGGAGACCCUGCUAGCAGAGCUGCAACAGCUGAAAGAGCAGGAGGACGCCCUGGUCCAGGAGCUGGAGGCUGUGGAGGAGCAGAGAACUGCUGUAGCACAGGAUCUGGCCCAGAGCAGGAUCCAGUCUCAGCAGCUGGAUACAGAGGAGCUACAGUACCAAAAGGAGUACAGCGAGUUUAAACGGCAGCAACUAGAACUGGAUGAUGAGCUGAAGAGUGUUGACAACCAAAUGCGUUAUUGCCAGAUUCAACUAGAUCGCCUAAAGAAGACCAACGUUUUCAAUGCAACAUUUCACAUCUGGCAUAGUGGCCAGUUUGGCACCAUCAACAACUUUCGACUGGGUCGACUUCCCAGUGUUCCUGUGGAAUGGAAUGAGAUCAAUGCAGCCUGGGGACAGACGGUACUGCUGCUGCACGCUCUGGCCAAUAAAAUGGGGCUGCGUUUUCAGAGAUAUCGUCUUGUCCCAUAUGGAAACCACUCCUACUUAGAGUCACUUACAGACAAGUCAAAGGAACUUCCAUUGUACUGUUCAGGUGGCUUAAGGUUUUUCUGGGACAAUAAGUUUGAUCAUGCCAUGGUGGCCUUCCUGGACUGUGUCCAGCAGUUCAAAGAAGAGGUGGAAAAGGGAGACACUGGUUUCUGCCUUCCAUACAGGAUGGAUGUGGAGAAGGGGAAAAUUGAGGAUACAGGUGGCAGCGGAGGCUCCUACUCCAUAAAAACUCAGUUCAACUCUGAGGAGCAGUGGACCAAGGCACUCAAAUUUAUGCUCACCAAUCUGAAGUGGGGACUGGCCUGGGUCACCUCACAGUUCUACAACAGAUAAACCUGCUGGACCUGAUAUAUUGACUUUACAGUCAUGUGCACCUGAUAAAUGAAUUUCUUAUGAUUGAGUGGGAUAUGUAGCCAAAGGAAAAAAAACAAAGUUUUUACUGGAUUGAGAUGUUUUCAAGAGCAUCAGUUUAGACCCCCCACAGUAAAUGCAAUGUUUUUUCCUGCACAGUGGAGAUUUGAAGUUGUGGGGUCAUUAAAAGACUGAAACUACA
This is a messenger RNA of Melanotaenia boesemani (Boeseman's rainbowfish), 1720 nucleotides long. It is a transcript of the gene becn1, whose product is annotated as beclin 1, autophagy related. Gene Ontology annotation, cellular component: phosphatidylinositol 3-kinase complex, class III, type II; phagophore assembly site; phosphatidylinositol 3-kinase complex, class III, type I. Lineage: Eukaryota; Metazoa; Chordata; Actinopteri; Atheriniformes; Melanotaeniidae. The transcript has 12 exons. Gene Ontology annotation, biological process: cellular response to nitrogen starvation; autophagy; late endosome to vacuole transport. The coding region runs from base 157 to 1500 and encodes 447 amino acids. The record is from RefSeq and is a predicted model, not a curated record.